This is a messenger RNA of Racocetra fulgida, 199 nucleotides long. Lineage: Eukaryota; Fungi; Glomeromycota; Glomeromycetes; Diversisporales; Gigasporaceae. The record is from the annotation of a GenBank genome assembly.
AUGAAUUUUUUCUUUCGGUCUGGAAAUCCACGCGCACUAAAAUUGCUUUCAUUUGCCACAGUUCAAGAGCGAGAAGAUACAGAAGCCCAAAUCCGUACAGAAUUAUCACUAUUAAAAUCUCAAUUAACUAAUUCAAAUAAUAAUGAAGAGAUAGAAAAAAAUUCAGUAAAUAUAAAUGAAGACCCCCAAGAUUCUUUAA